This is a messenger RNA of Sphenostylis stenocarpa, 2856 nucleotides long. The record is from the annotation of a GenBank genome assembly. Lineage: Eukaryota; Viridiplantae; Streptophyta; Magnoliopsida; Fabales; Fabaceae.
AUGAGACUGAGUUUCUUAGAAAUCCUAGAGCACAACGAUGGAGCACACUACAAUGACAUAGUGUUCUGCUUUCCUCUUAGAGCCAUUGUUAUCUCUGUUGGAUUGCUAGCAUGCCACAAGACUCUUUAUGUUCUCUGUCACUUUUCUUUUCUUGAGUUCAAUCUAGCAAUGAUAGUGAUGGAUUUCAUAAGUCCAGUGUUGGAGAUCAUAAUUCGCUUGUGGGACUGUUGUGCCUUCGUCCGUGACUAUGAAGAGAACCUUUCUUGUUUGAGGGACGUGGCAUCUGACCUCCAAGCCCUUUGGGUUGAUGUGAGUGUGAAGGUCCAACUGGCUGAGGCACGGCACCAGAGACGUCUGAAUGAAGUGAAUGAUUGGUUGGAGAAAGUUGAAGCCAUGCAAAGAGAAGUUCAAGCUAUUCAAGAGAAAGUUGCUCAUGUUCAAGAAACACGUAGCAGAUGUUCGGGAAAUUUUCCAACAAGCUGCAGGAUGGGAAGGAUUGUAACUCGAAAAAUAGGUGAGGUUGGUCAACUUAUUGAUAAAGGACAUUUUGAUGUAGUGGCUCAGGAAAUGCCACAUGCUUUGGUAGAUGAAAUCCCUCUAGAGGUCACAAUAGGUCUAGAAUCAACUUUUGAUGAACUUGGUGCAUGUUUUGAUGAUAAUCAUGUGGGAGUUAUUGGCUUGUUUGGCAUGGGGGGUGUAGGAAAGACAACCCUGCUCAAAAAGUUCAACAAUGAGUUCCUUCCCACCAAAUUUUAUGAUGUAGUUAUUUGGGUUGUGGUGUCUAAAGAAGCAGAUGUAGGGAGUGUUCAACAAAGCAUAGGGAACAAAUUAAAUGUUCCUGUUGGUAAAUGGGAUGGUAAGACCAUUGAUGAGAGAGCUAUUGUUUUAUACAACUUUUUGAAAAGGAAGAAGUUUGUGUUACUGCUUGAUGAUUUAUGGGAGCGUAUAAAUCUUCUGAAGUUGGGGAUUCCUCUUCCUGAUAUGGAAAACGGAUCUAAAGUGAUAUUCACUACAAGGUCCAUGGAGGUUUGCAGGAACAUGGAAGCCAACAGAUGCAUCAAAGUAGAAUGUUUAGCACCAAAGGAAGCAUUUGAAUUGUUCAGAGAGAAAGUGGGUGAAGAAACUCUCAACUCUCAUCCUGAAAUAUUUCAUCUGGCUCAAAUUGUGGCCAAGGAGUGUGAGGGACUUCCACUGGCUCUUAUCACUGUUGGAAGAUCUAUGGCUCGAAAGACUCUCCCUGAAUGGAAACGAGCAGCACGGACUUUAAAGAUUUAUCCAUCAAGAUUUUCAGGUAUGGUUGACUAUGUCUAUUGUUUGCUUGAGUUUAGCUAUGACAGUUUGCCAAGUGCUAUACACAAGUCUUGUUUCUUGUACUGUUCCAUCUUCCCUGAAGACUACGACAUUAGAAAAGAUGAACUCAUUCAACUGUGGAUUGGGCAAGGUCUUUUAGCUGAAUUUGGUGAUGAUGUCUAUGAAGCGCGUAACCAAGGAGAAGAAAUCAUAGCAAGCUUGAAGUUUGCUUGUUUGUUGGAGGACAGUGAGAGACAAAAUAGGAUUAAGAUGCAUGAUGUGAUCAGAGAUAUGGCUUUGUGGCUAGCUUGUGAUCAAGGAUCCAACACCAGGUUUUUGGUGAAAGACAGCAGUUCUAUUGAAGCAUAUAAUCCUGCAAAGUGGAAAGAAGUAGAGAUAGUAUCACUGUGGCGACAUAGCAUUCAAAACCUCUCAGGAAAACCAGAUUGCUCAAGUCUAUUGACUAUGCUUGUUAGAAACACCGAGCUAACCAACUUUCCUGAUGAGAUCUUUCUGACUGCAAACCAUCUUAGAGUGUUAGACAUAUCAGGUAAUAAAAGAGUAAAAAAAUUACCUUCAAGUAUUGGGAAGUUAGUUAAUUUGCAGCAUUUGGAUCUAUCAGGUACUGAUAUACAGGAAUUGCCAAGGGAGCUCCAGAACUUGAAAAAACUGAGGUGCCUGCUGCUAAAUUAUAUUUGUAAUAGGCUUGUCUUCCCAAGGAGUUUGAUAUCAAGUUUGUUGUCAUUGCAAGUGUUUAGCAAAUUACCAUGGGAAGAUCAAUUUAUUCUUCCCGACUUGGGGGAACCCGAGGAAACUGUCUUGUUGCAAGAACUGGAAUGCUUGGAAUGCCUUCAAGACGUAAGCAUUGCUCUAUUUUGCUUUUCUUCUAUGCAAGUAUUACUGAAUUCUCCGAAAUUGCAAAGAUGCAUUAGACAUCUGAGAGUAAUUUCUCCUUUCAAUUCAAUGCCACAUGUUGUAUUAUUCUCAUUAUUGAGAAAUAUGCAGCAUCUAGAGGUGUUGUCAAUGUCAAUUUCUUCAUCUCCAAGGUUAGACCAUGUCAGGAAAAAGGAGUCUCCAUCACAGGGUUCUAUGAUUGAGUUCAUUCCCAUGAGUUCUAAACUUACUGAGCAUGGUUACAUCGUUGCCCUUCGGGAGUUAUCUCUUGAAGGGUGUGGCAUGUCCAACUUGAAUUGGCUCACUCUUGCUCCAAGCCUUCAACUCCUUAAAAUAUACAAUUGUUCCUACUUGGAAGAAGUCAUAGGUGAAGAAUUUGAACAUGCAGAAAAUGUUUUUUCAAGUCUUGAAAUUGUUGAUCUAGAUUCUCUACCAAAAUUAAGGAGCAUAUGCUCAAAAGUAUUACAAUUUCCUUGUCUUAAGGAGAUCUGUGUAGCAGAUUGUCCGCGGCUGAUAAAACUCCCUUUUGAUUCCAACAGUGCAAAGAACAGUCUGGAGCACAUUAAUGGACAGAAAAAGUGGUGGCGUAAACUGCAGUGGGAAGAUGAAGCCACAAGGGAUCACUUUGGUUCAAAAUAUGUGCCUUUACGUAAAAUUCGCCAAAUACAUUGA